AUGUUAUAUAGUUAUAGAGGUUUUUUAAAUUCAAUAUCUAGACACCAAAGCAUGAUUUGAAAUGAUGUCUCGACCCUCUUUUACAACUUUGUCAAAUUUUACAAAUAAUAGAGCAAUUGAGUCCUUCCAAAUCCUUAUCACAUCUUUUAUGUUCCCCGUCUCAUUCUAAGAUACAACUUCGAUAUCUCUAUCAAAAAUAUCAUGUCUUCCAAAGAUUUCCUGUACAGCAAACCAAGAAAAAAAUAUUUGGUUUGGAUGAAAUAAAGCAAUAAAUGGCCAUUUUUCAAGUUAAUAGACACACACAUAUCCUUAUCAAAACCAAACCAAACUGAUAAUGAUAAGGAGAAUUAAGCCUACAGCGAAGAAUUUUAUAUUCUUUCCACCUUGAGAGUAUAUGUUCCUUGUCAUGAAUUCAGUUUUCUUCUUUUGCUUUUUAUAUAGUUGCUUAAUUUCUGUUUCCGGUGAUAACGAUCCUGACAUGAUGAAUUCACGGCUAGAAGCCCUGGAACAUGAAUUACAGGCUUUAAAAUUAGAUCUGCUUGAAACAAAAACUAGGAACUCGGCCCAAGACGCUAAAAUAAAUUCUCAGGAAUCAGAAAUUCAGGAUUUGAAAAAUCAACUAAGCAUUAGAACUUCAGGUUCGACUUACAUAAGAUGGGGACGAAAGACAUGUCCAGUCGUCAACGGAACCUCUUUGGUCUAUGCUGGAUUUACUGCGGGUAGAGAUUACAGACAAGCAGGAAGUGGUGUGAAUACACUCUGUCUGCCUCAUGAUCCAGAGUCGGCACCGGCUGGUCUUCCUUCUUCUUCAGGCUUUGGUCGGUUAUAUGGAUCAGAAUAUGAUUUUUCUUUUAAAAAUAUUGCUGUUAAUGACGAUGUACCGUGUGCUGUCUGUUUUGUCCACCAUGCAUCAUCUUCUAUGAUGAUUCCUGCAAAACAUUCAUGUCCUCUUGGUUGGACAAAGCAAUAUUCAGGUUUCUUAACAUCUGAUUCAAGUCUGACUAACCCUGUUUAUUACGGCUCUGAAUAUCUGUGUCUUCAUGGAAAUCCUGAAUAUAUGACAGAUGGUGCUCGACAGUAUAAUAAUGAUGGUAGACUAUUUUUUCCGGUACAGGCAGUAUGUGGUUCACUGCCAUGUCCACCGUACAAAGAUUCCCAAACUGUUGCCUGUGUUGUUUGUAUCAUGUAAUCACAUUUAAAAUGCAAAAUUUCAAAUAAAUACUAACCAAUUUGUUCAGUAUUUAAAAUGUCUAAUAUAAAGGUUUUGCAUAUUCAAAACUGAAAAAAAAACAAGAAAUGUUUGCAAAGCACUCCUCCCCUAAAUACUUAAAAUAUUUUACUUCGUCAAAAUGGCUAAACUCUGUUGAAAAUAGCUUGAUCGUACCUAAAACCAAACUUAACAUAAAUACAUUUAUGAUAAAUCUGCAUACCAAAUUUCUAAAAAGUUCUAAAUUUUGCACUCUGCAGACGUUUAAUAUUUUAUCAGAAAUGAAGAUAAGAAACGAUUGAGUCGUCAUACAUAAAAGAAAAACAACGACAUCGCAUUGCGGCCUAAAUACAAGUGUCAUGACUAUCUUAACCUUCUUGUCCGUAAGCCUCCUGUCAGUAACGUCAGCAUUACUAGAGAAUCGUCAACUUGGCAGCAGACGUAUGUUGGUAGACGAUGUAAGCUUCAUGAACUCACGACUGCAAGCUCUUGAGCAACAGUUCCAAACCAUACAAACACAGCUGAACACAAAGAUUGCGGAACAAGAUGCCGAAAUUAACGCACUGAGAACAACUCUAGCAAAUUUUGAGAACUCAAA
Saccostrea cuccullata (small rock oyster) is the source of this 1805-nucleotide messenger RNA. RefSeq names its product short-chain collagen C4-like. Lineage: Eukaryota; Metazoa; Mollusca; Bivalvia; Ostreida; Ostreidae. The transcript has 3 exons. The coding region runs from base 395 to 1189 and encodes 264 amino acids. The record is from RefSeq and is a predicted model, not a curated record.